AUGAAAGAUACCAAGCCCGUGAACAACGAAAAUUACGACCCGAACGGCGAUGAAUCGAACCACAACGAUACCCCAACGAUUCGUCACCGAAAAACCCCGCUCAAGGAAGACAGCUGGCCCCUCUCAGGAUCCGCCCAAGGAAGACAGAAGCCCACUGCUCUCAAGGCUUCCAAACCGCCUUCAAGUACAGACAGAAAGAUACCCUCCCCUACCGACGAAGAGAUCGCCGAGGCCUGGGCUGCUCAUCCGGGCAUUCCCCCCGCCGAAGUCAGUAUCAAGAUCAUGCAAUACGACGAUUCGGAGCCAUCUGAAAUCUGCGAGGAAGACUUUUCUCUGGAUUCACAGUGGCUGUCUAUGGAGAUUGAUCGAAUCAUGAGAGAGCAGACCGAUGAUGACAUUCCCACUUGUAGCUUUCAGAAAAACACAAACUUGGGUGAUGCCUAUUCUGCCGAUACCAGUCUGUUGUUCUGA
Molecule: messenger RNA, 471 nt
Organism: Yarrowia lipolytica CLIB122
Lineage: Eukaryota; Fungi; Ascomycota; Dipodascomycetes; Dipodascales
Source: RefSeq, a predicted model, not a curated record